This is a messenger RNA of Homarus americanus (American lobster), 1271 nucleotides long. Its product is annotated as facilitated trehalose transporter Tret1-2 homolog. NCBI's taxonomy places the organism in Eukaryota, Metazoa, Arthropoda, Malacostraca, Decapoda, Nephropidae. Gene Ontology annotation, biological process: transmembrane transport. Bases 1 to 1221 code for a protein of 406 amino acids. The record is from RefSeq and is a predicted model, not a curated record. Gene Ontology annotation, cellular component: membrane. Gene Ontology annotation, molecular function: transmembrane transporter activity. The transcript has 2 exons.
AUGCGCUUCCUGGGAAUGUGCGGCACAAUUGCCGGUUCUGCAGUAACUUUCCAGCGCAGCCGACCUCACAGACCUACUAGUUCUGGUGGUCUCUUACAUCUGGAAACGGAGGUGAAUCUGAAGUCUUUCCACCGCCUCAAAGUGCCUCCAGCUUCAGGGAAGUCCAAUUCCCUGACUACACUCCGUCUCCUUCCAUUCAGUGGGGCUUAUGCAGUCAUAUUUCCCGUUACCUACAUCUACAUCUACGCUGUUGGCGACGCUCGUCGUCGUAGUGGACUGAUCGGCAUCAAUGAUUUUAUCUCAAUAUUGGGCUACCCUCUGGCCUACCUGGCUGGAUAUUUUCUUUCUUGGCCUACCGUGACUUGGAUGAUGACCCUUGUGACGUUCCUGCCAGCAUAUGUUGGUCUUCUGGUGUCGCCAGAGUCUCCUAUUUGGCUCAUCAGGAAGGAUAGGAAAGAAGAGGCCUUCCAAGUACUGUCCAAAUUACGGUGUUCUGACGGUGAGAAAAUCGAGGAGUUAAGAGUUGUAUCACAAAACGUCCAACCUACUACAAGCUGCAGCUAUAUAUUCAAAACGUUAAGGAAGAAGUCGAAUUUAAGGGCAGUAACAGUGUCAGCCUUUAUACUGAUCCUGAAGGAGAUGGGAGGCUGGUCUGUGGUGUUUGGGUUUAUGAUCAAAAUCUUCCAGGAGUCAGGUGUUCGGCUCGACCCAUCUUUAAGUUCAUGUAUAGCUACAGCAAUAUUUGCUGCUAUCAGGGGUGUCUCAAUCUUCUUUAUAUUCUAUAGUCCUCGGAAACGCAUCUUGCUCGUGGGAAACAUUCUCAAUGCUCUGGGUACAGCCUUAUUAGCUACUUACUUUUUCCUGCAGGACUCUGGUGUGGACUUGACUUCCUUAUAUUGGGUUCCGCCGUUGGGUAUGUUAUCGUUCAUGGUGGGAUAUGGUGGAGGGGUGGGAUCUACCUCUUGGACUAUGUCAACGGAGGUUUUGCCUAUUUCCGUGCGUUCCUUUGGUGUUAGCUUCAGUACUUCUGCCUUUUCAUUCUCAGCAUUCCUUAUCACAUUGACCUUCAAUAACGGAGAACCGUCAAUAGGGCUGCCCUGGGCGUUCCUGGUAUAUAGUAUGGGCUCUGUAGCUCAGGGUGUGUUAAUUAUGAUCUUUGCUCCAGAAACACAUGGUCGCUCCCUUGCUGAUAUUGAGAACUACUGGGAUGCUUAUAACUAACAGCGUUAAAUUAAGAAGUUUACGUGUUGCAUAAAGACUAUCUAAUAUUC